GGGCGCAGAGCUCGGAGCGCAGCCGAGCCGAGGAGAGGAGAGGCGAGCCGGGCGGGCGGGCGCGGCGGGGCCAUGGAGGCCGGCGGGGGCUCGCUGGCGUUGCUGACCGACCUCUACCAGUUCACCAUGGCCUACGGCUACUGGCGAACCGGGAGACACCGCCAGCCGGCCGCUUUCGAGCUCUUCUUCCGCCGCUGCCCGUUCCAGGGUGCCUUCGCCCUGGGCGCCGGCCUGACCGACUGCCUGGCCUUCCUCCGCGCCUUCCGCUUCAGCCGGGCAGAUAUCGAGUACCUGAAGUCCGUCCUCCCAGCGACAACUGAGGAAGCGUUCUUUGAAUACUUGUACACGGUCGAUGCCUCCGAGGUUUCCAUCUCGUCUGCCCCAGAGGGCUCGGUGGUCUUCUCCAGGGUGCCGUUACUCCAGGUCAGAGGUCCCUUGUUGGUGGUCCAGCUUAUGGAGACCACUCUGCUGUGCCUGGUGAACUACGCCAGUCUGGUGGCCACAAACGCCGCCCGGUUCCGUCUUGCAGCCGGCCCAGACAAGAAGCUGAUGGAGAUGGGUCUGCGUCGGGCUCAGGGGCUGGACGGAGGCCUCUCAGCAUCCAAGUACUCCUACAUGGGCGGUUUUGAUUUUACCAGCAACGUCCUGGCCGGAAAACUCUACGGGAUUCCAGCGGUGGGAACCUUGGCUCAUUCCUACGUCUCCUCUUUUAGCUCCGUGGACGAUGUCAACCCACGGAGCCUGCUGCCCCUGACUGGGAAGGAGCCCGUGGAUUUGCCAACGUUAGUGGACAAAUGGUUGACCCAAGUGUGCCAGUUACUCCAAGUCCCGCCGGAGAAGGUGAGCUGCGGAGAGCGGGCAGCCUUCAUGUCCUAUGCCAUUGCCUACCCACACAACUUCCAAGGGCUGGUGGACACCUACUGCGUCAUGAGGAGUGGCAUCCCCAACUUUUGUGCCGUCGCCCUGGCGUUGAACCAGCUGGGAUACCGAGCCAUCGGAGUCCGGCUGGACAGCGGAGACCUGGCCAAGCAGUCGGUGGAGAUCCGGCACAUCUUUCGGACCUGUAGCAAGCAUUUCCAGGUUCCUUGGUUUGAGAGGAUACCCAUCACGGUGAGCAACGAUGUCAGCGAACAGAGCUUGGAAGAAUUGUCUCGAGAGGGUAACGAAAUCGACAUGAUCGGCGUUGGGACCCACCUGGUGACGUGUCCUCUUCAGACAACCUUGGGCUGCGUUUACAAGCUGGUGGAAGUCAACGGUUCUCCGAGGCUGAAAGUGACCGAAGACCCAGACAAGACAACCUUGCCUGGAAGGAAAGUGGUCUACAGACUGUGGGAUGAGGCAGGCUUCCCAUGCAUGGAUCUCAUGGCCCUGGAGGAAGAGUCGGCUCCGGAGGCUGGCCAGGAGGUGGGCUAUUGGCCUCUGGGAGGAACCGAGAGAGCCGGGAAGGUGAUUCCUUCUGCAGUGGAAAUCCUUCACCUUGUCUACUUUAAAGAUGGACAGGUUUGCCGGACUCUCCCCACCCUGUUGGAGAUCAAGGCUCACGCUCAGAGGUCCUUGGAUAAGCUCAAUCCUGUCCACAAGAGGCUGCAGGAUCCAGAGACCUACCAGGUGGCCGUGACGAGAAAGCUCUACCUGCUCCUCCUCGACCUGCAGAAGGACAACAGCUCCUGAGCAUCACUCCGCUGUCGCAAACCGAAACCAGCCAGUGGCUGCUGUGAGGAUCUGGACUGAACAAGACCCCAAAUUAUUGGGGGUUGUGGGCUCCCGUGCCAACCCUCGAGCGGUUCACCUCCAAAGUCUGUCCACGCCCACGUCUCUCCAACUCCGUUACCCUCCAUCACACACACCUGUACACAAGUCUUUCAAAGGAGCUGGCUGGGGAUUAUUGGGAGUGUUGGCCAAGUGACCGGGAGAGAGCAGAGGGUCGUUCUCUUCCAGGAGCCCACCACGAUCUGUUGGGUCGAUAGAAGAACCCAACCAAAUUUUCUGCGUUCCAGCGCAGGGCUGUGGCUGGACCAGAUGCAAAUCGCCAGUAGGAUGCAGGAAGAGGGAUGCUGGUAACCACGGUGAUGUCAGGACACAAGGGAGCUGCCUCCCCCACAGCCCACCUAGCCCCAAAUCCGAUGUAUUUGUUUGCCACUUCGAAUCACAGUCAGAAAAAGCGGAGAGCCCCCACAGGCUAGAGCAAAGGGGGGGGUGUUUCUCCAAAUUUGGCCACUUUAAGACACGUGGACUUCAACUCCCAGAAUUCCCCAGCCAGCCAGGAUUCUGGGAGUUGAAAUCCACAAGUCUUAAAAGCCAUGUUUGGAGACCGCUGGGCUAGGAUUCGCUGGCUGUAAAAUCAAGCGAGGGUCCCCCAUGUUGUCCCCGUCACCACCUCCCCUCCCCCAAACAAAAGCCUUUGGCAACACUACACCUUGAUGUGCCUUUUCUUGC
Messenger RNA from Ahaetulla prasina, 2436 nucleotides. RefSeq names its product nicotinate phosphoribosyltransferase (gene NAPRT). NCBI's taxonomy places the organism in Eukaryota, Metazoa, Chordata, Lepidosauria, Squamata, Colubridae. Gene Ontology annotation, biological process: NAD+ biosynthetic process. Bases 73 to 1671 code for a protein of 532 amino acids. Gene Ontology annotation, molecular function: nicotinate phosphoribosyltransferase activity. The record is from RefSeq and is a predicted model, not a curated record. The transcript is spliced from 13 exons.